UAGUCUGGGCAAGUGCUGAUCUCUUUAUAGUCGUCUUUCCUGCUCCUAUAAUCUCUGUCCGAAAGAAAAAAAGGAUAUUUCAUGUAGAAUUUUGGUCCUGAUAUGUUAUCAUCAGGAAUACUAAAUGUUUUUUUUUCUACUCUUUUUUCUUUGAAAUAUUUUGUUAUGAUUACUGUACGAUUACUUGAUGGCAAAUGAUCCAAAUCGAAGAUAAUUGAGAUUUUGGUUUGAGUAGCUUUCUUUAUCAGGCUACACUUUCAUGUAUUUUUCCUCUCGGAUCAUAAUGAAGUGUUCUUUCGGGCACUCCAUUAACAAAAAGUAAGUUAUAAGCAUAUGUGUGCAUGUCACAGAUCCCAUUCAUUUUAGACUUGUUGGAAAGCCUCAUCGAGCUUUAAAAUCCUCACUCAUGUGCAAGCAAAUGAUCUUACAGCCAAAAUCAUCCAUGUCCUCUUUUGAUUGCAUCUUAUUUUACUUGAAGAGUUCAUAUAAGCUUUGUCUGAUUCCUUGAGUGUCAUAUUUAUCCAUGAUCGAGAGGCACUCACCAGUAAGCCUUGGUAUGAGCCUCAGGCUCUAACUGAAUCUGUUACGGUACAACUCACAUGACUGUAAUCCAAGUUGAGCCCAAGUUCUUGAGAAACUAGUAUAUAACAAUCUGAUGCUUUUACCGAUACACAUUUGUUAACAUUUUCUUUGUUGGUUUAUGAAGCACCUUGUUUAGUUCAUGGUUCACUGGUUUUGCAGUUUAAUUUCCAGAGGUGUGGCAGUGCCAAAAAGGGAUGUUAUUACGAUUAUUCAAAAGUUCAAUAUCCAAGUUAACAAUUUGACGCAAUUCUUGCCCCAAGAUCGUGUAUGCGAGUUUGCUAAGCUGACGCCAAUACAAUUAUUAGAAGAAACAGAAAAAGCUGUUGGUAAUCCUGACUUGCCAGUCCAGCAUCAAGAACUUAUUGAGAAAAGUGGUCAAAUCAAGAAACUUGAAGUGAGUGUGAGGCAGAAUAGAGAUACUCUAAAUCAGCUUAAGACCCUCAAUGCUGAGCUAGAGAAAGAUGUAGAACGUGUUCGCCAAAGGCAGAAACUUUUAGACUUCGUUGACUUGAUGAAAAAGAAACUUCCAUGGCUUAAAUAUGACAUGAAGAAAAUGGAAUAUAUGGAAGCAAAGAAACAGGAGACUGAAGCUAAGAAAAAGAUGGACAAAGCUGCUAAAAUUUUGAAUGAUCUUAAAAGGCCUAUAGAGGAAUGGAAGAAAGAGAAAGCAAUGCAUGAAUCAACUAGCAAGAAAAUAUGCAAUCAAGUAACUGACAAUGCAAAGAAACGCAUGGAAGUUUUUGAGCGGGAAAGUGAAAUGGUGGUGCAAGUGCGAGGAAAAUAUGCCGAAAUGGAAGAGCUAAGAAGGCACGAAGAAUCUUGUCAACAAAGGAUCACAAAAGCAAAAGAAGAUCUUCUUGCUGCUGAAAAGGAGCUUGCAGAUAAUCCAAUUUAUGAAGCUCCAACAGAUGAAAUUGAAAGAAUAGGUAAUCAAAUACUUGAGCUCCGAAUUAAUGCAAAUGAAGUGAAAUCUCAAAGGAAAGAGAAAGAAAAUAUCUUACUUCAGAAGAAAUUGAUCUUGAAGCAGUACAUUGACAGGUUAAAGGAGAUGGAAAACAAUAACAACAAACUUCUUCAAGCUUUACGAAAUUCUGGUUCAGAUAAAAUAUUCGAGGCUUACAAGUGGGUUCAAGAACAUCGAAGUGAGCUAAGGAAAGAAGUAUAUGGACCUGUUCUCCUUGAGGUAAAUGUUCCGGAUCUGCUUCAUGCCUCCUACUUGGAAAGGCAUGUGCCUAACUACAUAUGGAAGUCAUUCAUUACUCAGGAUUCAGCAGAUAGAGAUUUCCUAGUUAGAAAUCUUAAAUCAUAUGAUAUCCCAAUUCUAAAUUAUGUGGAAGGUAGAGGCAUCAAUAGAGUGCUCUUUCAAGUUUCACAUGAGAUGCGUGAGCUUGGUAUCUACAAUAGGCUUGAUCAAGUUUUUGAAGCUCCUGAUGCUGUUAAAGAUGUUUUGAUUAGCCAGGCUGCCUUGGAAAAAUCUUACAUUGGUUCGCGUGAUACUGACCGGAGGGCAGAUGAGGUGUCACGUCUAGGAAUAUUGGAUUUGUGGACUCCAGAGAGUCACUAUCGAUGGUCCAUGUCAAGAUAUGGUGGCCACAUCUCAGCAUUAGUCAACUCAGUCCCUCCCUCGCAUCUUUUCUCGUGCAGUGUGGAUGUUGGCGAUUUAGAAAAGCUCAAGUCUACGAAGGUUGAGCUAGAACAAGUGAUUGGGGAACUGGAAGGUAGCUUGAAAAUGCUUCAGGCACAACAGAGACAAUUAGAAGAUGAAGAAGCUAAUUUGCACAAACAACAGGAUCAAAUAACCCAAUCUUACAAACUUGCGAAGAAGAAGCGCUGUGACCUGGAACGUCUUGUUGUACAAAGGAGAUGCAAACUUGAUUCCCUCAACAAAGAGGAUGACCUGGAGUUAGGCACAAAAAAGCUUAUUGAUCAAGCUGCUAAGUUGACCGAGAAACGAUUCCAAAUGGCAAUUAAAAUUAAAAAUUCACUGAUUGAGGCAGUUUCUCUCAAAUGGAAAUGUGCUGAGAAGCACAUGAUGUCGUUGGAGCUUGAUGGAAAGAUCAGAGAAAUGGAGACUGAUCUCAAGCAACAUGAGAAGUCUGCUUUGGUAGCAACUACACAUUUUGGCAAUUGCAAAAAAGAAACUGAGCAGUGUAAAGAACAACUCCGUGAUGCAAAGCGUCAUGCUGAAUCUGUUGCAAUUAUCACUGAAGAUCUUGGUCAGGAAUUCUUGAAGAUGCCAGGUACAAUAGAGGAACUGGAAGCUGCAAUCCAAGAUAAUAUAUCUGAAGCAAACUCGAUUCUGUUUCUUAAUCAGAAUAUUCUUGAAGAAUAUGAAAAUCGUCAAUGCAAGAUAGAUGCCAUAGCAGCUAAACUUGAGGUGGAUGACAAGGAACUAAGUAGAUAUCUACGGGAGAUAGAUACUUUAAAGGAAAAUUGGCUUCCCACAUUGCGGAAUCUUGUUGCCAAGAUAAAUGAUACUUUUAGUCGUAACUUUCAAGAGAUGGCUGUUGCUGGCGAGGUUUCACUUGAUGAGCAUGACAUGGAUUUUGACAUGUAUGGAAUACUUAUAAAAGUGAAGUUCAGACAAUCUGGACAACUUCAAGUGCUGAGUGCCCAUCACCAGUCUGGAGGGGAGCGCUCGGUUUCAACAAUUCUUUAUCUUGUUUCACUUCAAGAUCUUACAAAUUGCCCUUUCCGCGUGGUUGAUGAGAUAAAUCAAGGAAUGGAUCCUAUAAAUGAAAGAAAAAUGUUUCAACAACUUGUCAGAGCAGCCAGUCAACCGAAUACACCUCAGUGUUUUUUGCUGACGCCGAAGUUGCUUCCUGAUCUGGAAUACAGUAAUGCUUGUAGCAUUUUGAAUAUCAUGAAUGGCCCCUGGAUCGAGAAACCUGCGAAAGUGUGGAGCGGUGGUCAAUGUUGGAGAGCGGUGAUGGGUUUGACAGGAGAAAGCGUAAGUUGAAUGUUACUGGCUUUGGUGAUGGAUCCCUUUAUGAAGCCUUCAAAGGCCUUCUCACAGUAGUUCACGUGUUUAAUUUGUAAAUGAAUCACAGUAGAGGUUUUGUGUUUUGGUGCAAUGCAGCAAUAUCAAUUGCAUUUGAAAUAAUUAAUUCUAACUUUUUAUUGUGCAUUUAAGUCUUGUAAGAUUUGCCGCAAGUUUAUUUGUGUGAUUGAUGCUGAAUUAAUGAUUGAUCAUUCAUUUUAA
Messenger RNA from Musa acuminata AAA Group (dessert banana), 3784 nucleotides. Its product is annotated as structural maintenance of chromosomes protein 5. The transcript is spliced from 28 exons. The coding region runs from base 722 to 3541 and encodes 939 amino acids. The record is from RefSeq and is a predicted model, not a curated record. Gene Ontology annotation, molecular function: single-stranded DNA binding; ATP hydrolysis activity; ATP binding. Gene Ontology annotation, cellular component: nucleus; Smc5-Smc6 complex. NCBI's taxonomy places the organism in Eukaryota, Viridiplantae, Streptophyta, Magnoliopsida, Zingiberales, Musaceae. Gene Ontology annotation, biological process: double-strand break repair via homologous recombination.